This is a messenger RNA of Penicillium argentinense, 408 nucleotides long. Its product is annotated as Erg28 family protein. The transcript has 2 exons. Gene Ontology annotation, molecular function: protein-macromolecule adaptor activity. The coding region runs from base 1 to 408 and encodes 135 amino acids. Lineage: Eukaryota; Fungi; Ascomycota; Eurotiomycetes; Eurotiales; Aspergillaceae. The record is from RefSeq and is a predicted model, not a curated record. Gene Ontology annotation, cellular component: membrane; endoplasmic reticulum.
AUGGAUCAAUUGCUCUCCUAUCUGCCGCCCUUCGAGGGCCUUCUGCCCAAGUGGCUUGCUUUCGUCUCCGUCGUCUCCGCCAUCAACAGCUUGCAAGCUUAUCGCUCCGCCGACUACACCUCGGCCCUCUACACGAACGGUGCGAUCGCUGUCGAACCCCUCUCCGGCCGUUUGUUCGGUACCUGGACCUUCCUCUCCUCUGUCAUCCGUAUGAUGGCCGCAUAUAACAUCGACAACCCCGUCGCGUACGAUCUCGCCUUGUGGACCUAUGGUAUUGCCCUGACGCACUUUGUCGGAGAACUUGUGUUCGGCAAUGCCCAGCUGCGCGGUCGUUUCCUCAGCCCCCUGAUUGUGGCCUCAACCUCACUGGCUUGGAUGUUGACCCAGCGUGGUGCUUAUCUGGUCUAA